Kogia breviceps (pygmy sperm whale) is the source of this 1859-nucleotide messenger RNA. The record is from RefSeq and is a predicted model, not a curated record. Lineage: Eukaryota; Metazoa; Chordata; Mammalia; Artiodactyla; Physeteridae.
GCCAGAGCGCCGGGAGUCUGGGGAGGGGAAGCGCCCGACGGCCGCCUCCGCCACUGCAACUGCGGCCCUCGAUGUCGCCACAGUGAUCGCAGCCGCGGCACCACCCGCACCCUCGCCGGACGCAUUAUCAGCACCGCAGAGCCGAGCCCGCAGCCCCGCAGGAUGGCUUUAGCUCCUCCAAGUUACUGUUUUGUGGCCUUCCCGCCACGUGCGAAGGACGGUCUGGUGGUAUUUGGGAAAAAUUCAGCUCGGCCCAGGGAUGAAGUGCAAGAGAUUGUGUAUUUCUCGGCAGCUGAUCAUGAACCCGAGAGCAAGGCUGAGUGCACUUACAUUUCAAUCGACCAAGUUCCCAGGACCCAUGCCAUCGUGAUAAGCAGACCUGCCUGGCUUUGGGGGGCAGAAAUGGGAGCCAAUGAGCAUGGAGUGUGUAUAGCCAAUGAAGCCAUCAACGCCAGAGAGCCAGCCGCUGAAACGGAAGCCUUACUGGGGAUGGAUCUGGUCAGGCUUGGUUUAGAGAGAGGGGCAACAGCUAAAGAAGCCUUAGAUGUCAUCGUCACCUUGUUGGAACAACAUGGGCAAGGCGGGAAUUAUUAUGAAGAUGCAAACUCCUACCACAGCUUCCAAAGUGCAUAUCUGAUCGUGGACAGUGAGGAAGCCUGGGUGCUGGAGACCGUGGGGAAGUACUGGGCUGCGGAGAGAAUCACAGAGGGAGUCAAGUGCAUUUGCAAUCAGCUUUCGCUCACGACUAAGAUCGACGCAGAGCAUACUGAACUCAGGAGUUAUGCUCAGAGUCAGGGCUGGUGGACGGGAGAGGAUGAGUUCAAUUUUUCUGAAGUUUUUUCUCCAGCUGAUGACCAUCUAGCCUGCUGUUCAGGCAAAGACAGCUUAGAAAAGCAAGAAGAAAGCAUCACUGUGCAGACUAUGAUUGACAUCUUACGGGACAAAGCCAGUGGAGUCUGUAUAGACUCCGAGUCUUUCCUUACCACAGCCAGUGUAGUGUCUGUCCUGCCUCAGAACAGAAGCUCGCCAUGCAUUCACUACUUCACUGGGACCCCAGAUCCUUCCAGGUCCAUAUUCAAGCCUUUCAUUUUUGUCGACGAUGUAAAACUCGUCCCCAAAGCACAGUCUCCCUGUUUCGGAGACGAGGACCCUGCCAGAAAGGAGCCUCGGUUCCAGGAGAAGCCAGACCGCCGCCACGAGCUGUACAAGGCCCAUGAGUGGGCCCGGGCCGUCCUGGAGAGUGACGAGGAGCAAGGUCAAAAGCUGAGGAAGACGAUGCUGGAACUAGAGAAGCAAGGCCUGGAAGCCAUGGAGGAGAUCCUGACCAGCAGUGACCCCCUGGACCCCACCGAAGUGGGAGAUCUCUUCUAUGACUGUGUUGACACAGAGAUUAAGUUCUUUAAGUGAAAAGUGGGCAUUGGCCACAACAUAGAAAAUGUAUGAAGGGGGAUAUAUUUUAUGACUGGAAUCUUCGGAAAACCCAACUGUUCAGCGUUUUCUCCAUUUAUCCAUUCUGUGGAUAAAUUCACUCUUUAAAAAUAAACACAAAACCAUGAUAUACCACCUCACACCCAUCAGGAUGGUUACUAUCAAAAAAAAAGAGAAAAUAAGUGUUGGUGAGGAUAUGGAGAAUUUGUAACCCUUGUGCACUGUCGAUGGGAAUAUAAAAUGGUGCAGCUGAUAUGGAAAACAGUAUGGAGGUUCCUCAAAGAAUUAAAAAUAGAAUUAGCAUAUAAGCCAGCAAUUUUACUUUUGAGUAUAUACCCCAAAGAACUGAAGGCAGAGUCUCAGAUAUUUUUACACCCAUGUUCAUACCAGCAUUAUUUACAAUAACCAGAAGGUGGAAGCAAGCCAAGUCU